Molecule: messenger RNA, 562 nt
Organism: Phascolarctos cinereus (koala)
Lineage: Eukaryota; Metazoa; Chordata; Mammalia; Diprotodontia; Phascolarctidae
Product: apoptosis-associated speck-like protein containing a CARD
Biological process (GO): innate immune response; inflammatory response; regulation of apoptotic process
Source: RefSeq, a predicted model, not a curated record
AUGGGGCACACCCAGGAUCUCAUCUUGAAGUCCAUGGAGAACUUGACCAUCAAUGAGCUCAGGAAGUUGAAGCUCAAACUUUUCCCUCAUCUAUUAUGGGAUGGUUUCAGCUGUAUCCCCAGAGGGGUUCAGCUUCCCCUGGAUGCCUUGGACUUCACCAACAAGACAGUCAACUUCCACCUGGAGGACUAUGGGUUGGAGUCUGCAGAGGUGCUCAGGGAGCUGAGUGAGCUACAGGAGGCUGUCAGUCUCCAGGAGGCUGUGAAGUCUGCCUCAGGAUGUGUCUCAGAUGGAAAUGUAGCCCAGUCCACUCCAGUUCCAGCCCCAACAUCCACUCCAUCAGUUCCCUCUGUCCUAUACCCACCAUGUGGACAAGUAUUGGACAGAUUUCCUCAACUAUGUCAUCCAACUGGACCCUGUCCUAGACAUAUUGUAUGGAAAUGUCCUCAGCAAGGAACAAUACCAAGAAGUCAGGGCUGAGGACAGCAAUCUGGACAAAAUGAGAACACUCUGCAGCUUCAUGGCAGACUGGGACCUCAGCCACAAAGACCUGUUCCUUAAA